Pezoporus flaviventris is the source of this 504-nucleotide messenger RNA. RefSeq lists its product as uncharacterized. NCBI's taxonomy places the organism in Eukaryota, Metazoa, Chordata, Aves, Psittaciformes, Psittacidae. The transcript is spliced from 2 exons. The record is from RefSeq and is a predicted model, not a curated record. The coding region runs from base 1 to 504 and encodes 167 amino acids.
AUGAAUGCGUUUCAGAUGGGCUCCGCUCGCCUUUCCGUGCUCGGGCUGGUGGCCAGCCUGGGACGAGCGCCCCGGCGUCAGCGGCGCUCCCACCGCAGCGAGCGGCUCCCGGAGCCUCCGCGGCUCUGCCGCGGCCAAAGCGGCUCCUCCAGCCCCGGGGCCGGAGGGGAAGCGCUCACGGGGUCCUGCCGGUUCCCCCCCCACCCCACCCCGGCGCUCGCAGCCCGGCGCGGGGGCUGGCCCGGUUCCGCCGGGGCCGGCUGGGUGGGAUCGGCGCUGGCUGAGGUCAUGGAGAGCCCUUUCCCUCUUGCCGAGGCUGGGAUGGCCGCUGGGAGCGGGGCCGCCGUCCUGGCUCGCAGGAUGGAGACGGCACGAGCAGGGGCUGCCUCCAGCCCCAACCUCGCACCCCAGGGCGGGGGCUGUGGGGAGGGCGCGGGUCUCGUCCUCGCUGCGGCAGGAGCCGCGUUCCCAGGGAAGGAAGAGUUAAUCCCCGCCCGCUGCUAA